UUAUUUCUUCCGUGUUUCACUCUUCUCUCUCUCUCUCUCUCUUGCUCUCUCUUCUUCAUUGAUUCUGUGUGAUAAGAUACAAAUUUCGUGAUUAGUAGCGAAAGAGAGAAGAAUCCUUGGAGCAUUUCCAUGGAUUCGUUUCGAUUUCUCCGGAUUCUUCUUCUAUCAUCUUCGAUUCUACUCUUAUCCCUCCCUUCUACGGUCACCGCCGGUGAUAUUGUUCAUCAAGACGAUUUAGCUCCCAAGAAACCUGGUUGCGAGAAUGACUUCGUUUUGGUAAAAGUUCAAACGUGGGUUGAUGGUGCUGAGAAUGUGGAGUUUGUUGGGGUUGGAGCUAGAUUUGGGAGGCGGAUUGUGUCCAAGGAGAAGAAUGCAAACCAGACACACCUUGUUUUUGCAAAUCCUCGUGAUUCUUGUACACCUCUCAAGAACAAGCUUUCUGGAGAUGUUGUUAUUGUGGAACGGGGAAACUGUAGGUUCACAGCAAAGGCAAAUAAUGCAGAAGCUGCUGGUGCCUCUGCUCUACUCAUCAUUAAUAAUCAGAAAGAACUUUACAAAAUGGUUUGUGAACCGGAUGAAACGGACUUAGAUAUACAGAUUCCUGCUGUUAUGCUCCCGCAAGAUGCUGGCGCAAGCUUGCAAACGAUGCUAGCCAAUAGUUCAAAAGUGUCCGCACAGCUUUACUCCCCAAGACGACCAGCUGUUGACGUAGCUGAAGUUUUUUUGUGGCUAAUGGCUAUCGGUACCAUUUUGUGUGCUUCUUAUUGGUCUGCAUGGAGCGCCCGAGAAGCAGCUAUUGAUCAUGAUAAACUACUGAAGGAUGCUAUAGAUGAAAUCCCUAACACAAAUGAUGGUGGUAGCGGUGUCGUAGAGAUAAAUACUAUUUCAGCAAUUUUUUUCGUAGUUCUUGCUUCGGGAUUCCUUGUGAUGCUUUACAAGCUUAUGUCUUAUUGGUUUGUGGAGCUUCUUGUGGUUGUUUUCUGCAUUGGUGGUGUUGAGGGUUUGCAAACUUGCCUCGUUGCAUUACUAUCAAGAUGGUUCCAACGUGCUGGAAAUGCUUACAUAAAAGUCCCUUUCCUUGGACCUAUCUCUUACCUGACUCUUGCAGUAUCUCCUUUCUGCAUUGUCUUUGCUGUUCUCUGGGCUGUUUACCGAGUUACCUCCUUUGCUUGGAUUGGGCAAGAUGUUCUUGGUAUCGCAUUGAUCAUCACAGUACUACAGAUUGUUCAUGUCCCAAAUCUAAAGGUUGGGACAGUUCUUCUCAGCUGUGCCUUCUUUUACGAUAUCUUCUGGGUGUUUGUUUCGAAGAAGUUGUUCCACGAAAGUGUAAUGAUUGUUGUAGCUCGUGGUGAUAAGAGUGGAGAAGAUGGCAUCCCGAUGUUACUGAAGAUUCCGCGCAUGUUCGAUCCUUGGGGAGGCUACAGCAUUAUUGGAUUUGGUGAUAUUCUUUUGCCUGGUUUGCUAAUCGCAUUUGCUCUCAGAUAUGAUUGGUUAGCUAACAAGACUCUUAGAACCGGCUAUUUUAUAUGGGCAAUGGUUGCCUACGGAUUAGGUCUUUUGAUAACUUACGUGGCGCUAAACCUAAUGGAUGGACACGGCCAACCCGCACUGCUCUACAUUGUCCCGUUUACACUCGGAACAAUGUUAACGUUAGCUCGAAAACGAGGCGAUCUUUGGAUUCUAUGGACAAAAGGAGAGCCAGAAAGGGCUUGUCCUCACCAUGUCCGGCUUGAACAGUGCUCUGAGUGAUGAGACGUCCUGACCAAAAACUGAACUCAAAAGACUUUUACAAAAAGGGAAAAAGAAAGCCUUGGGGUUUGUAACCAAUGUAACGUAAGUUGUAAGAUUAUUUUCUCUUCAAUCCUUUUUUAAUCUUGUGUUGUUUGUGUUACUUACUUACACCAUCAUUACUAAAGAAGAUUCCAUUAUCGUUCUUUGUCUAUAUGGUUUGUUUCUUUUUGUAAGAAAGUGGUUAAGUGUGUAUAAACGUAGGCAACUUUCUAAGCUCUUGUGGACAAUUUUGUAAUUUAAAUAAUAAUAUAUUUUUCCUCUGGUUUCAUUGUU
Capsella rubella is the source of this 2064-nucleotide messenger RNA. Its product is annotated as signal peptide peptidase-like 2. Gene Ontology annotation, biological process: membrane protein proteolysis. The transcript is spliced from 14 exons. NCBI's taxonomy places the organism in Eukaryota, Viridiplantae, Streptophyta, Magnoliopsida, Brassicales, Brassicaceae. The coding region runs from base 130 to 1749 and encodes 539 amino acids. The record is from RefSeq and is a predicted model, not a curated record. Gene Ontology annotation, molecular function: aspartic endopeptidase activity, intramembrane cleaving. Gene Ontology annotation, cellular component: lumenal side of endoplasmic reticulum membrane; Golgi-associated vesicle membrane; cytoplasmic side of endoplasmic reticulum membrane.